Molecule: messenger RNA, 2225 nt
Organism: Condylura cristata (star-nosed mole)
Lineage: Eukaryota; Metazoa; Chordata; Mammalia; Eulipotyphla; Talpidae
Gene: RIOK1
Product: RIO kinase 1
Exons: 17
Coding region: 100-1815 (571 amino acids)
Biological process (GO): maturation of SSU-rRNA
Cellular component (GO): cytosol; preribosome, small subunit precursor
Molecular function (GO): protein serine/threonine kinase activity; ATP binding
Source: RefSeq, a predicted model, not a curated record
UCCGGCGCGUGGGCCGUCGUGGGCCUUUCGCACGUGUGCCGCGCUGCGGCGUCCGCGACGGGUAUCUGUGACGGGCGUCUGCGGGCUGAGCCGGCGGCCAUGGACUACCGGCGCGUGCUGAUGAGCCGCGUGGUGCCCGGGCAGUUCGACGACGCGGACUUGGCUGACAGCGAAAGCCUCGGCGUGACGGCCCCCACAGAGGGAGACUGUGCUCUGCUGGACGCCCUGCUGAGUGACCUGGUUGCGCCGGCCAGCGAGGCUGAGGGGGACAGGAACGGGGAGGAAGAGGAGGAGUAUGAGGACGAGGACGAGGAGGAGGAGGACGAGGACGAUGACUGGGACUGGGACGAUGGAGUUGGAAGGCUGACCAGACUUUACACGCCAGGCGGGGGCGGUCACCCACAGGCGAAUCGCCAGGGCCCGAGCCGCAGCUUGUCCCGAAUGUCCACUCCGGCAGACAAGGUCUUACGGAAGUUUGAGAAUAAGAUCAACCUGGAUAAGCUGAAUGUCACUGAUUCCGUCAUGAAUAGAGUCACCGAAAAGUCCAGGCAAAAGGAAGCAGACAUGUACCGCAUCAAGGACAAGGCGGACAGGGCGACUGUGGAGCAGGUGCUGGACCCCAGGACGCGGAUGAUCCUGUUCAAGAUGCUGAGCAGGGGUGUCAUCGCUGCGAUCAACGGCUGCAUCAGCACGGGCAAGGAGGCCAACGUGUACCACGCCAGCACGGCUGGCGGCCAGAGCAGGGCCAUCAAGAUCUACAAGACGUCCAUCCUGGUGUUCAGAGACCGGGACAGAUAUGUCAGUGGGGAGUUCCGCUUCCGCCAUGGCUACUGCAAGGGCAACCCCAGGAAGAUGGUGAGGACCUGGGCGGAGAAGGAGAUGAGGAACCUCGUCAGGCUGAGCGCAGCGGGGAUCCCCUGCCCGGAGCCCCUCCUACUGCGGAGCCAUGUCCUCGUCAUGGGCUUCAUCGGGAAGGACGAUGUGCCUGCGCCGCUGCUCAAGAACGCGCACCUCUCCGAGUCCAAGGCGCGCGAGCUGUACCUGCAGGUGGUGGAGAACGUGAGGAGGAUCUACCAGGACGCGCGGCUGGUGCACGCGGACCUCAGCGAGUUCAACAUGCUGUACCACGGCGGAGGCGUGUACAUCAUCGACGUGUCGCAGUCCGUGGAGCACGACCACCCCCACGCCCUGGAGUUCCUGCGGAAGGACUGCGCCAACGUCAACGGUUUCUUCCGGAAGCACGGCGUGGCCGUGAUGACCGUGCGGGAGCUCUUUGAGUUUGUCACCGACCCGUCCAUCACCCCGGAGCACGUGGAUGCCUACCUCGGGGAGGCCAUGGCGAUAGCAGCCCAGAGGAGCGAGGCGGAGCGGUCCAGCCAGGACCAGGUGGACGAGGAGGUAUUCAAGCGUGCCUACAUCCCUCGGACCCUGACUGAGGUCACGCGCUACGAGCGGGACCUGGACGUGAUGCAGAGGCUGAAGGAGGACGACGUGGCCGUGAGCGCCCAGCAGGACAGUAUUCUCUACCAGACGGUCACCGGGCUGAAGAAGGACCUGUCCGGCGUCCAGGAGGUGCCGGCGCUCCUGGAGGGGCGUGUCGUGCCGCAGCCCGCCUCCGAGUCGGAGGACGCCAGCAGCGCCGGGACCUCCGACAGCGAUGUCGCAGGGCAGGAGCAGCCCGCGGGCCCCACGCUGGACAGGAAGGAGAGGAAGAAGAUGGCCAAGGAAGCCCAGAGGGAGCGGAGGAAGAGCAAGGUCCCCAAACACGUGAAGAGAAGGAGGGAGAAGACCGCCAAGGCCAGAAGGGGCAAAUAGCGCCCACCCUGCCGCUUCCUGCUGGCCGCAGCCGCUCGCAGUGGAAACGUCUCUUGACGCGCGCUGCGCCUGCACGUCGGGGGGCGGCCAGAGACUGGACACACGCUGGGCCUCCUGCAGCCGGCCGGGCGCGUGCGUGGGGCGUGCCUGGCCGUUGCGGCGGCCGACAGGUGCCCACAGCGACCCUCGGCCCGCACGGGGGCGACCGGCCCGCGGGCAUGGAUGCCCCAGACGAGCUUCAGGCCGCAGCUGCGGGCCGGAGGCGAGCAGGUGAGGGUGGGCCUGCAGGGGCCGGACACUGGAGGGACCCAGGAGGGUUGGGCAGGGGCGAGGUAAAGGCCGGGCCACGCGGGGUGUGUUUCCUGUCCCCCCGCCUCCCAGCAGGGCCGCCUGGCAAUAAACGCUCUUCA